This is a messenger RNA of Penicillium bovifimosum, 1689 nucleotides long. Its product is annotated as origin recognition complex subunit 2. Gene Ontology annotation, biological process: DNA replication. Gene Ontology annotation, molecular function: DNA replication origin binding. The transcript has a single exon. Gene Ontology annotation, cellular component: nuclear origin of replication recognition complex; nucleus. Bases 1 to 1689 code for a protein of 562 amino acids. NCBI's taxonomy places the organism in Eukaryota, Fungi, Ascomycota, Eurotiomycetes, Eurotiales, Aspergillaceae. The record is from RefSeq and is a predicted model, not a curated record.
AUGAAGCGUAAGCUCUCGGAUGCCGGCGAUCAGCCGCAAGUCUCAACCCCCAAGAGACGGAGAACGGCCCUAAAGCAGUCCAAUGGCGUCCCCAACGGCCACGCGCCCAAUCUCGCACCCCCGAACGACGAUAUCUUGAACGAGGUCCACCCACCGCAAAACGGUCAAUCCACACCCAAAAAGGCCAAUGAUGUGUCUGCCACGCCGUUACAACAGUCUGGUCUGAAAACGCCCACCCACCGAGCCAAAGCUCGCGGUUUAUUCGCUACGCCUACCAAGCCACAGUCAGUAACCGCGCCCACUCCAUCGCGAGUUAGGAAUGCAGAUCGGUCUGCGAGGAAGAAGAGUGCACGGGUGCUAUUCGAGCAGAAUGAAGAUGCGGCGUGGGAUGGAUCGGAACGACUAGCGGAAGAAAUCUUGGAGGGAGAUGAGGAGCCGGGAAAUGAGAAGGCGGAUCAUUUGGCGGAGAGCAUAGAACCGGAAGCAGCAGAGGCGCAAGAUAAAGGACCGAAAGGAGCGAAACAACCCAAGCGUCGUGCGGGACGACCGAAGGGCGCCAGAAACAAGCGCUCUCCAACCCCCGAAGGAGAACUCCCGGCUCACGAACGAUACUUCUUCCAGAACCGCGCUGGUCCGGUGAAGACAUCAAAUGCCACCCUCAACAAAGUGCCGCUGUUGACGCAUGAGGAAUAUUUCGAGAAACUUGGACAAUAUGUGGAUCCAUGCAAAGAAGAGAAGGAUUACUUGCUCUCUUUGCACCACCGAUCUUUCGCGCAGUGGGCAUUCGAGUUUGAAGAAGGGUUCAACAUCUGCUUGUAUGGUUACGGCUCCAAGCGCCAUUUGGUGGGCCAAUUCGCAGAGUGGUUUUACAAUCGCCGUCUAUCAUUCACGACGAGCCCAACUAUUGUCAUGGUCAAUGGUUACACACCAGGGAUAUCCAUUCGUUCGAUCUUCGCCACUAUCGUCGCAGCCGUGAUGGGCGAGGAUGCACCAUCAAAGCUAGGCGCACAGCCAACCGAGGUUCUCGAGCUGCUACAGUCCGCACUCAAGUCCCGCAAAGAACCAGUCACCGUUCUUAUCAACUCCAUCGAUGCCCCGCCUCUACGCCGCGCUGCAAACCAAGCCCUUCUCGCCCGCCUGGCUGCAACACCCCGCAUUCGUCUCCUAGUCACAGCCGAUACUCUCAACUUCCCAGUGAUGUGGGAUAUCAGUCUACGUGACCAGUUCAACUUUCUCUUCCAUGAUGGUACCACCUUCAUACCCUUCUCUGCCGAGGCCGACGUCGUGGAAGAGGUCAAUGCCCUCCUUGGCCGCAAGGGCCGCCGCGUCGGCGGGAAAGAUGGUGUGGGCUUUGUGCUCAAGAGUCUUCCCGAGAAUGCGCGCAAUCUGUACCGUCUCCUGCUCACGGAAUUGAUCUCUCUACUGGACGACGGUCACCAGUCAGACGAUGAAGGCGCUGCAGAGGGCAGGUCUGGCGAUGACAAUGGUAUUGAGUUCCGUCUCCUUUAUCAGAAGGCAACGGAAGAGUUCGUCGCGUCUUCGGAGAUGAUGUUCCGCACCCUGCUGAAGGAGUUCCAUGACCAUCAGAUGAUUACUUCGCGUAUGGAUGCCAGCGGGAUGGAAAUAUUGGGUGUUCCACUAUCACGCGACGAGAUGGAAGGUGUGCUGGAAGAUCUGGUGCUGGGGUAG